GGAGCGCGCCCCUUAUACUGACGCGUAUACCUAAAGUACGUAGUUAGUCGCGCGCUUGUAGGGGCUGUAGGACAUCAAGCCGGGAAGCUCUCUUAUUUUUCGCGUCUUUGUGGUAUUCAUCUUUGCUGGCCUGUUCAACGGAAACGUUCUUCGCGCACGGUGUGUUAUACGCAGCCGCCGACCUACUACACCACCAUGAACUUCCUACCCCUACUGAUGGCUAUGUACGGAAUGAAUCAUCCGGAACGACACGACGUCGGGGUGACGGCCCGUAGAAGCCUGCAUGGGGCAUCGCCGCACGACCACGAUCUGCGAUCGAACUCGGUGCUGGAGGACCCGGGGUACAUGUACGGCGAGCUGACCAAGGAAGACUUCGGCGACAUUGCGCUCUCGGUGAAGCGUGCCGAGCACCUGGCGUCGUUACACUUUGUUAUCUUCGAAGUGGCGAAGCCGCUCUCCUUUCCGGAGCUGCCCGGACAAUUCGACAUGUCCGGAAACCUCAGACACUUCGUGCCCCAGAGCCCCAACAAGGUGAAGCCCCAGUUCCUGCUGCAUACAAACAAGGCCUCGCAUCCCGGCAAGCUCCUCUUCGAGACGGGCUUGGAUAAGGCGGGGUUCGAGAAGAUGGCGUCACUCAUUGAUCCCGGCCAGAAGUUGUACAUCAUCGUGCACGGCUUCCUGAGUAGCGCCAAGACGGCAUGGAUGCAGGACAUGAAAAAACAGAUUCUGGACAAGGAGAACGCGUCCGUGGUUCUCGUGGACUGGAGCAAUGGCUGCGGCUCGAUUCUGGGCUAUAGCACGGCGGCGGCCAACACGCGCACCGUGGCCCGGUCGCUGGCGAUGAUGGUCAAGACGCUGGAGGACGCCGGCGCGGUGAAGCCGGAGCAUGUCCACUACAUCGGCCACAGCCUGGGCGCCCAGACGGGAGGCUUCUUCGGCAAGGACGUCAAGGAGCUUACGGGAAAAGUCGUGGGACGCAUCACCGGCCUGGACCCCGCGGGACCGCUAUUCGAGUCUUACGGCAGUCCAUCUGACAAAAGACGACGCCGCCUUUGUGGAUGUGCUGCACACGAGCAUCGGCAGCGGGUGGACGGACAUAGUCCAAGGCCGACUGGGAAUGAGCACCAGUUGCGGACACGUGGACUUCUACCCGAACGGUGGCAGGGAGCAACCGGGUUGCUGGAGAUUCACCUCCUGCUCGCACUCGAAGUCGACCGAGUUCUACGCCGAGUCGGUGCGCAAGUGUGAUUUCCCGACCCGCUCGUGCAAGAGCUACGACGACUUCGAGGCCGGAAAGUGCGUGCCCAGCUGCGAAGACGGCCGCACUUGCGGGCACAUGGGCCACCCGGCCAGAUUGCCGCAGGCCGGCGACCACU
Molecule: messenger RNA, 1376 nt
Organism: Dermacentor silvarum
Lineage: Eukaryota; Metazoa; Arthropoda; Arachnida; Ixodida; Ixodidae
Product: phospholipase A1
Exons: 7
Coding region: 196-1248 (350 amino acids)
Molecular function (GO): lipase activity
Source: RefSeq, a predicted model, not a curated record